Molecule: messenger RNA, 693 nt
Organism: Poecilia reticulata (guppy)
Lineage: Eukaryota; Metazoa; Chordata; Actinopteri; Cyprinodontiformes; Poeciliidae
Biological process (GO): response to bacterium
Source: RefSeq, a predicted model, not a curated record
AUGUAUUACUGCGUGAUGUUGGAGUUCAACGCAAUCGAAUUUGGACGAGGAGUUUUCCUCCAUGUCAAGACAUCUUCAUCAAACGCUCAACCGUCCAAACAACAGCCAACUCUGAAGAAGCUUCUACGACUCGGGGACUCUGUGAAUCUGAGCUGUAGAGUGUCUGCUGAGCCCUGUGAAGGGGAGCGGAACCUCUACUGGUUCAGACGUACCGCAUCCCAGCCGCCACUCUUGUAUCCCAGUGAAGGGCGUUGUACAAGCCUUUAUAAUGAAACCCUCUACGGUAUAAACUGCACUUCGAACCUCAAGUUGGAUCCCGUGAGGUCCUCGGACGCAGGGAUCUACCACUGCGCUCUGGCCUCCUGUGGGUCGGUUGUUUUUGGAGGAGGAACAAAGGUAGAGGUCGCAGUGCCUUCAGUCGUUGUGGGUUCCCUAAGUGUUGCUCUGGCACUUUCCACCAUCGGGCUCCUUGUUUUGAGUUUCUGGAGGUGCAAACUGAAAUCAAAGCUAUGCUCUUCCUGCAAAGGGACAGGUAAACACCGGAUGUGUUCCGAGGCCCGAGACGCCGCUGAGAAUCAAACAGAAAGCCUCCAUUAUGCGGCUCUGAAUCUGAAGAGAAGCGAUGAGAGACAGCAGCAAGAGGACAACGUCGAGAGUGACUGUGUGUACUCCAGGUGCAGCUACACCAAGUGA